Messenger RNA from Paramecium sonneborni, 861 nucleotides. Lineage: Eukaryota; Ciliophora; Oligohymenophorea; Peniculida; Parameciidae. The record is from the annotation of a GenBank genome assembly.
AUGUGUAAAAAAUUUUUUAUCCUCUCUUUGAUCUUGUUAUUAUCAGCAUCUUAAUAGGACAGCCCAAAUUCGUGCACCUGUUAAUAAUUAUUAUCAGAAGCUGAUUGCAACAUAAAUAUCCAAAUGUACUUGGGAUCAAAAAAAAAAAUGUGUUCUAAAUUCAUAGAUUUACCAAGUAUUUCAUAUUGUAAUUCUUUUAAUUAAAUGAAUUGCCCAAAUACUUAUGGCUGUGCUUGGGUAGACAACUAAUGUACUUUUUUUACGGGAUAUACACCGUUCUCUAAAACAACAGACCCUGAAUGUCAAGCAAUAAGUAAUAGAUGUAUAACUGAUGGAUUUCAUUGUGUUGAAAUAGAUAAUUGUAAUACAUACAAGAAAUAAUUAAAUUGUGUCAAAGAUUUAAAAAAAAAAUUAUGCUUUUGGGAUACAACAAAUAAUAUGUGCUUCGAUACAGAUACAUGUGAUAAACUAUCAAAAAUAUAUAAGAGUGAUGAUGAAUGUAGAAAUUAGAUUAAGACUUGCACUACAAAAGCAGAUGGAGGAUGCGUAGAAAGCGGAGAAAAUUGCAGUGAUUAAUUAUUAAAAAUCUAAUGUGUUUGGAAUAAAUUAAAAACUAUUCGAUGCUUUUGGGAUGGUAUUUCAUGCAAGGACAAAAUUUGCGACAAUGCACCAUCAACAUUAACAACAAAUCUUGACUGUGAAUAAUUCUUAUAAGGUUGUAUUACAAAAUCAAAUGGAGGUUGUGUUUAGAAUGGAGCUUGUUCAGUUGCUAAUAUUUNUUUUUAAUUUUAGUUCUUUAAAAAAAGAUUUAUUCUAUUUUUAUAGACAUGGUCAAAUUUUAAUUUGAAAUGGAUAUAAUGA